CCUACCUUCCUGCUUGAUUAAAUCAAGAGAAUUAUGUGGAUAUGGAAAAUGGCCUAUUCUCAUAAUUUUUUAAACAGAUUCUAAUGCAGUGCUGCAUGCUGAUUUCAGAAAUUAAUUUAUCUUUAAAGUGUGUAGUUUCCAAAAUAUAGAGGAAAAAUGCAGGACAAUAGCCAAACGAUUUUUGCAUAGAGGCAUUAAGCAGUAUUUAGUUGAGAUUAUCAAUUUUUUUCUCAUAUUUCUUGUGAAAUGGACCCUUUAGUAGAGUUUUUCAGUGUUUUGGAGUUUGUUUUUUCCCAAGUAUUUUUCUUGUUUUAUGUUCUCAUAAGACAUAAUCGGAAUAGAAUCACUCAGAAUGAGAUUUUUAUCUGAAAAGUUAGGCCUGAUGUGACCUUCAUUGGGUCACAAGGAAUUUGUUUAAUAACUCUCUAGGUAUUGAUUUUUAGAGAGGCAUUCUCUAAUUUAGUCAUCAAAAGCUUUCGAUUGUUUUACCAUUCUGAAUUAUGGGUCGAUUUGGCUAUUUUCCUUUGAAUCUUUACUAAAAAAGAGAGUUAACCUUAACAGUUGUGUUGUAGCUCAAUAAGAAUUAACUUGUUAUAACCUUUUCUUUUGGUUUCAAUAAAAACGUUUGCCUCAAACCAACACUUUCAGCAAAUGAAUUUCACAUAGACACAAGGACAUUAACUAAAAAUUAUUUCACGACAGGUAUGCAAACAGUUCUCUACAAUAUAAUGAGGCAAAAAUGAAGCAGAUUUCAACCUAAUCUACCAUUUUAUCACUAAGAGAUAAUAUUUUAAUAAUAAUUGUAACGCAAACAUUAUACAUGUAUGAUAGCAUUAGAAAAGCAUUAGCAAAGAAAUAUUUGUCUAACAAUUUUGCAAAGCAAAAGAAUCAUCUGUGAUGCGUUAGCCAUUAACGUUUUCGUAUAAUUUUUAAGUGUUUGAGAUUAUCAUUGUGCAGCAAUGGAUUACGAUCAAUUUAUAUCAUUCUUUCAAUCAUCUUUUAAUUCACAAACACUGGAUACAGAUUAUACUACGCAAUGGGACACUUUAGCUGCUCAACCAUUACCUCAACCUUCAUGUUUAAACCAAAGUCUGGCUCUUUUAAACGCUUUUUGUUCCGAUGAAAAUACUGUUAAAAGUUAUUUACUUGAUGGCAAUCAAUCGAAUAACAAUGUAGGACAACAAUUUUUUGAUUCAUCAAUAGAAAAUCGGCCCAGUUCUAAUGAUUGGACUAACCCGUCCGAUAACUUGUAUGCUAUUGAAAAUCUGGAUGAAUCAACACUGGAUACAGAUAUUGCCUCGCAAUGUGACACCUUAGCUGUUCAACCAUUACCUCAACCUUCAUGUUCAAACCAAAGCUUAGCUCUUUUGAAAGCUGUUUGUUCCGAUGAAGAUACUGUUAAAAGUUACUUAAUAGCUGAUGAUCAAGUGAAUAAUCAUAACAAUGCAGGACAACAAUUUCUUAGUUCACCAAUAGGAACUCAUAGCUCUUUAACAGAAAAUUGUUACAACUUUAAUGACUCCAACAACCCAUUCAAUAGCUUGGAUGCUAUUGAGGACCUAUCUCCAGUUGCAACUCCUAUCUCAUCAUACAUAUCUACUGAUCCACUGGCCGUCGAGUCUCUUUACCAGUCCAAGAUUCACAACACUUACGAUAAUUUAAAACUGAAUUUUAUCUCUCUCCUUAAACGUGGAUACAAAUUGACCUUGUCACUAAACACGGAUAACAGUGAAGUUGAUGAACCCUGGAAUCCUGAUGUUAGUCAAAAAAUCUUGUCUGUUUAUUUCUCUUCAUUAAGUUUAAGAAGUGAAUAUUUAUCCAAUGAUGUGAAACUAGAUGGAUUUCAAUCACUAUUAAUGGAAGAAGCAUAUGCCGCUUUUAAAAGUCAGAAACACUUGAAUUUAUUUUCAAAUUUAAAUGACAGGAAGCGAGCAAAAGCAAGUCCAGAUAAGCUCAUUUCAAUAUGUAAUGAAAUCAAAGGCUUCAGAAAAAUCGAAACCAAUGAUAAAACAGUUCUUUUAUCCAACAUAUAUAAUCAUCUUCACUUAAUGGAAGGUAUUUUUAACUACGAUCCAAUAAUUGACGGCUGGGAUGCUCCAGCAUAUGAUUUCAAAUCUGAUCGACGAGAUACAUUUCUUUUCAACCAGUUCUUACACGACGAAAUGGUUUAUGUAAUCGAAACCUUUCCCGAUCGAUUCAGAAACGAUACAAAUGUCAUUAUUCUCAUGUAUCUAAUCAUUAUUUUCAACGGUGACAUAUCUGGAUUGAAACAUACCGAAAUGAUCAGAUAUGAACAAUUCUCAUACAUAUAUUUACUUCGCCGUUAUUUGAGGACAAUUUGUGAAUCUGAUUGUGAGGCUUCAGACAAUCAUUACAGGUUGAUGGUUAAAAUUGAACAGAUGAGACUUUUAGCCAGAAAAGUCAAAAAGGAUUUCUUGCUUCUGUUAAAUGAGCCGUUGGUGGAGACAAUAACGAAAUCAAUUACACUUCGAGGGCCUAAAACCAUCCCUGAAAUUUUGCAGGCGCGAUAUAUUAAUAUUAAUAUAUAAAUAAAAAUUCUUGAUUUUCGCAUUUC
Messenger RNA from Tetranychus urticae (two-spotted spider mite), 2575 nucleotides. RefSeq lists its product as uncharacterized. The record is from RefSeq and is a predicted model, not a curated record. Gene Ontology annotation, molecular function: nuclear receptor activity; RNA polymerase II cis-regulatory region sequence-specific DNA binding. Gene Ontology annotation, biological process: cell differentiation; positive regulation of transcription by RNA polymerase II; negative regulation of transcription by RNA polymerase II. NCBI's taxonomy places the organism in Eukaryota, Metazoa, Arthropoda, Arachnida, Trombidiformes, Tetranychidae.